UGCUGUUAAAUGCAAAGGAGUAGGAGGACGAAGAAGAAGAGCCCACUGUGUCCUUACCUUAACGUGUACGGUUGGAUUACGGUUCGCCGUCGCUUUUGUCAAAAAAAGAGGCACAUGUUUACGUGAAACAUGUGUAAAGUCACAAUGUUGAGGGAGUUGGUGAAGCUUAAGCUACACGUAGCCGUCGAAGAGAUCUUCGAACUGUUCGAGAAGACGAUUGCGGAGUACGAGGAGGAAUUCCGUCGAAGCAAAGAAGCCCGCAAGCGUCGGCGUGAUGAGGAACCAGACGCCGUUCUCAAACCUCGUGCUCGACUGCGAAGAGGUACGGUUGUCCCCACAUCCUCAGGUUCACACUGUGUCUGGCCUGCGUCAGAGGGUACUGAGGAGGAGGCGGAACGGGGGGAGCCACCAGCCAAAAAAAACAUGAUGGAGGGGAGGAUGACGCUCAGGGCGAGUCAACGCAAGACGACGCAAGCCAAUGGGGGACCUUGUGAAGAUCCCCGCCCUCCACCGGACUACUUGGCUCCCAUCUCUGACACGGAAGGCCUGGCUUCAGACUCCGACAACAGCCCCGACAUCCGCCGCGCCAAACAGACGACGAAAAAGAAGUCCAAGUGCCGCGAAUGCGGUAAAACGUUUGCCCUCAAGGAAGAUUUGGAGAAACACGCGAAAACGCACAGCGGGAAGAAACCUUUGAAUUCCGCGGCUGUCGCUCAACCGUCCCAAGCCGUCGGAUCUUUUACCUGUUCGGUUUGCGAGAAGAGUUUCCCGAGUCGGGACGGUCUCGAAUCUCACUUGGGAACGCACGCCGAGGAGAAAGCGGCGCCCUGCGCUAGCUCCGGUCAACAAGUGACGACGAGAGCCGCCGGCGGACAACGGGACCAGUCGGCUCCAAAUCUGGAUAACGUGACGUCAACCUCCGAUCGCGAACGGGACGGCAAAGGACCUUCGCGGAAAAAGAAGUCAAAGUGUUCUCGCUGCGACCAAACAUUCGCCCGCAAAAGAGAUUUGAAGCGACACGCGAGAACGCACGCUAGGAAUCAACCUUCGAAUGCCGCUAAAGCAUCCGACGGAGUCGAAUCUUUCACCUGCUCGCUUUGCACGAAAACUUUCCCCAGCGGAGACCUUCUCAUACCACACAUGCGAACGCACCAAGAAGAGAAACCGGCGGCCUCCGGUAGUUCCCGUCAAGGCGCCGGGUCGAAAAGCAAAAAGCUCCGGUCACUCCCGGACAAGUCGGCGGCGGUCGCCAAACCGUCCGAUGAAUAUUUCGCCUGCUCGUUUUGUCCCCGAACCUUCACGACUCGAGACUUGCUCACGUCACACGAAAAAACUCACACCGAGGAGAAACCGGUCGCCAAAGCGUCUGCCGGCGUUCAAACUUUCAGCUGCUCCGUUUGCGUGGAAAACUUCUCGAGUCGAGAGCUCCUCAUAUCACACGUACAAGCGCAGCACACGAAAGAAGAACCGGUGGCGGCCUCCGGUAUUGCGCCUCAACACGGGGCGACGGAAGAUAAAAACGUCCACUCGCAGCCGGAUAAAUCGGCGCCGGUUACGAAACCGAACCUGGCCGAGAAAUAUUUCACCUGCUCGUUUUGUCCGAAAAUCUUCACCACCAGAGACUUUCUCAAUUCGCACAAACGGACGCACACCGAGCUGAAACCGCCCGCCUCCGCCGGCUCGAGUCGACGCAGCGCGCCGGAAAGUCAAAAGCUUCAGUCGCCGCCAAACAAGUCGGCGGCUGCGGCGGCGAAACCGUCCGAGGCCGAUGACUAUUUCGACUGCUUGGUUUGCUCGAAAAGCUUCACCACUCUCGACUUUCUCACGUCGCACUUGCAAACGCACGCGGGCGAGAAAAGGAGCCCUCGUCCAGGCCCGCCGUCGGACGCUAAAAAGCUCCACUCGCGACCGGACAAGUUGCCGGCGGCAACCGACAAGGACGUCCAGACUUCGGACUCUUCCGACUCCGACGACGGGGUUAAAAAAUCUUUGGACGAGAAGUGUUCGGAAAAUGGCGAGAUGUUCGUCCGCAAGGCGUACGUGGACGGCGGACGCACGGGAACGCAAACCGGAAAGAAGGCGCUGAAUGGCGCCGGUGUGACGAAACUCUUGGUGACCGUUAAAUCGCUCAACUGCUCGGUUUGUACGAAAACUUUUGUGAGUAAGGAAUUACUCGUUGCGCACAUGCGAGGACACGGCGGCGAAAAAGCGCCGCCCUCCGCUCGUCCGAGUGGCCGCGUCGUGACGACGGAAGAGAAGAAGGGAGAUCGCGGCGGAGGCGGGCAAUCCAGACCCGCGGGCCUCUUGGCUCCGCUGUCGGAUUCGGACUUGACGUCGGACUCGUCUGAAGAUGAGCCAGACGAUGACGGUGUUUCUGCGACGACGACUCAGAAGUCUUGACGGUGAAGAACGCGGCAAAAUAACGGAAGACCGAAACCUUUUUUUUUUUCUUGUUCGGUUGUCAAAAAUGAUUUGACCAUACGAGCCAUUUGAGCCAACAUUUGGUUGCGCGCAAUGUCGAGAAACCUGUUGCUUGCUAAUUUUAUUUUGAAAAGUUCAAUUUUCCGUGUUCAGUUCCUGUCCCGCCAAAAACUCCAAACUUGGGGUUAUGAAGCGUUUCAAUGUUUUUACCUGAGGAGUUCUAUAUUUAGUCUGUAUUUUGACUCGUUCAUUGCCAGUGACGUGUAUAGACGUCAAAAGAUAUAAACACUAUAUAUUUGUUUUCUUUAUUUUUUUUAAACUGGGCUGGUUGUGAACGAGUUGCUGACCGUAAUGGGAGGAGGACACUACAGCAAAUGGACAGACACUGUGGUGUCACGCCAAAUUCUGCCCCCACCCCCUCCCCAUACCGUUCGAUUGAUCGGCUCUAAACUCUUCUUACACUGCCAAAUGAGACGUUACAAUUGUAGCUCCGUGACGUUCAAGGUUGCCUGAAAUUGUUCCUGGCCUGUUCCUCGAAUAUCUCUUUUCUGGACUUUCCCCCGGAUGAAAAACUUGACUUCAAGUCCACGUGCGGCUGCUGGCCUUGCGUUUUCAGAAUAACGCCGCCAAUGUGUUUUGCCCAUGACAUAUUCCAUCCCGAUUCUCGGCAUUGAGCGGAGUCUAGUUAGACAUGUCAUUCUCUCAGUUGUGCUUCAGCCUUUGUGCGCUGUAUGACCAUGUCUGUGUUUUAAUGUUUUCAUAAAUCUGUUAUUUGUUAUCUGUAGUUUAGUCAAUAAAUUCUUACUUUCUUAAGAA
Hippocampus zosterae (dwarf seahorse) is the source of this 3237-nucleotide messenger RNA. RefSeq names its product zinc finger protein 84-like. Gene Ontology annotation, cellular component: nucleus. The record is from RefSeq and is a predicted model, not a curated record. Gene Ontology annotation, molecular function: RNA polymerase II cis-regulatory region sequence-specific DNA binding; DNA-binding transcription factor activity, RNA polymerase II-specific. Bases 130 to 2400 code for a protein of 756 amino acids. Lineage: Eukaryota; Metazoa; Chordata; Actinopteri; Syngnathiformes; Syngnathidae. Gene Ontology annotation, biological process: regulation of transcription by RNA polymerase II. The transcript has 2 exons.